Messenger RNA from Geodia barretti, 1154 nucleotides. Lineage: Eukaryota; Metazoa; Porifera; Demospongiae; Tetractinellida; Geodiidae. The record is from the annotation of a GenBank genome assembly.
AACAUGGCCUGAGGUGAUAUCAGAGAUCCAUGGAGACUGAAGGUACUGUAAGACUAAAAGUUUUAGAGGCUUUAUCCUUGAAGCACAGAGUGGAGAAAUGUACUCAUUCGACGGACGGGAAACGCAUAGCAGUUUGUUUGGGCGAUUUCUCUGUCAGAAUCUACGACGAGGCUACCAGCGAUUCUGCGCAUGCGGAAGACGAACAAGAGAGCAGCCCCUCCCUUCGGCUUUUCUGCACGUUCAAGGGGCACACCUUGAACGUUUGGAGUGCCGGUUUCUCGGCAGAUUCUCGCCUGUUAUGCUCAGGCUCGUCAGAUAUGACAGUGCGUGUCUGGCACUUGGAAAAGCAAGAGAGCAUUUUCACAUUCACGCAGCAUUCAGACACUGUUUGGUGCUGCAGUUUCAUGCCGUGCUCUUCAGACCUAGUAGCGUCGGGGUCUAGCGACAAAACUGUCAAGAUAUGGAACCACGUAACUGGAGAAUUACUGCACAAUCUCAACACGUACAAUGGGGUAGUCGAGAGCCUAAGUUUCUCUAAAGAUGGUACAAAACUCUGCACUGGUUCACGAGAUUGUAGAGUGAUUUUGUGGACUAAUAUAUCCCCAAAGACGAAUGUAACUCCGGACAAUUUAGUUUUAUACGAAGGUGAGGAAUGGAUAAGAUUCGUUGCGUUUUCAAAACACGAUCAAAACCUACUUCUGACUAGUGGGAGUUCAAAUACAGUUCUAAUGUGGGAUCUGAGUGAAGUUUCCCUCACAGAACAACAGACUCCAGUAACCAGUAAAACUCCCAGCCAAACAGCUAGUCGGAAGACUUUGAAAACAGUUCGGUUUUCUGAUGGGGUAGAGUCUGGUCAGCGGCUAAAGAAAGUGCAUUCCCCAAUAUUGGAGCUAAAGGGGCAUCUAAACACAGUGUGGGAUGCUUGCUUCGCUGCAGCCAGCAGUGACCUGAACCUGGUCAUCACGUGCUCAGGAGACAGAUCAUUACGGUUUUGGGAUCUUGGGAGUGAUGGUCGGUGCAUUCAGGAGACUCAGUUGGAGGGAGCUGCAGACUCACAGUUUCUUACUUGUUCCUUUUCCACAGAGUCAAAACUUCUUGUUGUGGGGACGUAUGUAGGAAGCUUAUUGCUGUUGGAAUGUGCAAUUGCACAAUGA